AUGGCAGCAGCCACGGACGUGGAUUUGGUGGACGACCUCGACGACAUCGACAUCGACAUCGACGACUUCGACGUCAUCCAAGCCUUGGAUUUCGACCUGCUGGCCGACGACGAUCGAGAGUUCCGCGGCGGCGGCGCUUACUACUCCGCCAUCUUUUCCGACGCCGACAUUGUUAGACACUUCAGGCACGGCUGCGAAGACGGCGACGGCGACGGCGACAGUGGCGCGGCAGCCACGUGUGGCUGGCUCCUGGCGGGGCUGGGCGACGACGACGACUGCGGCGACGGGGCGGAAGAAGAAGAAGCAGGGUCGUCUUCGUCGGCGGACUCCGGCAUCACGUACGACGGGCCCCUGGCACCGGCGGCGGGGGACGACGCCGACGCCGAGGCCAUGUCGGCGUACGUGGCCGAGCUGGAGCGGUUCCUCCUGGACGACGACGAACAGCCGGAGGUGGAUGAGAGCCUUCUCGGCGUCGUCGACGACUACUUCGCCGGUGACCAGCUACUUGCCACCGCCGAGGUCGUCCCGGCGGCGGGCGGUGCUGCUGGGCGGACUGAGGGAGAGGAGGAGGAGGAGGAGGAGAAGGGCGACGGCGGCGAAGACGUUCUUGCCGCGCGAGAGGACGAACAAUCGGACUCGAGGAAGCGCGCAAGGUACGAGUAA
Molecule: messenger RNA, 663 nt
Organism: Miscanthus lutarioriparius
Lineage: Eukaryota; Viridiplantae; Streptophyta; Magnoliopsida; Poales; Poaceae
Source: the annotation of a GenBank genome assembly